Molecule: messenger RNA, 757 nt
Organism: Salvelinus namaycush (lake trout)
Lineage: Eukaryota; Metazoa; Chordata; Actinopteri; Salmoniformes; Salmonidae
Product: polyubiquitin
Exons: 2
Coding region: 102-563 (153 amino acids)
Biological process (GO): modification-dependent protein catabolic process; protein ubiquitination
Cellular component (GO): cytoplasm; nucleus
Molecular function (GO): ubiquitin protein ligase binding; protein tag activity
Source: RefSeq, a predicted model, not a curated record
CGUAACCGGCAAUGUAUAAAUAACACAGCCCUUUGUUUCCCAUAACAGCCUCGUUUCCUGAAGGUUCAAGAACAGCAGCGUUGAUAAUUUGUUUUGUCAAGAUGCAGAUCUUUGUGAAGACCCUAACUGGUAAAACCAUCACACUAGAAGUGGAGCCCAGUGACACCAUCGAGAACGUCAAGGCCAAGAUCCAGGACAAGGAGGGCAUCCCCCCAGACCAGCAGCGUCUGAUCUUUGCCGGCAAGCAGCUGGAAGAUGGCCGCACCCUGUCCGACUACAACAUCCAGAAGGAGUCCACCCUCCAUCUUGUGCUUCGUCUGAGGGGAGGUAUGCAGAUCUUCGUUAAAACCCUGACUGGUAAGACCAUCACCCUCGAGGUUGAGCCCAGUGACACCAUCGAGAACGUCAAGGCCAAGAUCCAGGACAAGGAGGGCAUCCCCCCAGACCAGCAGCGUCUGAUCUUUGCCGGCAAGCAGCUGGAAGAUGGCCGCACCCUGUCCGACUACAACAUCCAGAAGGAGUCCACCCUUCACCUGGUCCUGCGUCUUCGUGGAGGCAACUAGUUAACUUCUACUCUUAACAAUGUCACAUCUUAACCCCAAUUUCCCUCAUCCCAAAUUCCUUCAUAACCGCCAACCCCACCCUUUGACCUCACUCCAAUCCCACCACUGACUUUCCCUCCCACCCUAACCUCUAAUCCUCAGCUCUUAAAAAAUAAAAAUAAAUCAUCAAUAAAGUUCAAGCAUUCCUCAUAUUA